GAGCGGAUCGAGGAGGAGAGGGCAGAGAUGCGCCCGGACGCCGAACGUCACAUUUUCAGAGCGCGAGAGCGCGCGGCAGUGUGGAGAGCCUGACCGCGCCGGGAGGCAGAUAUGCCGCACCGUCCCCGCUUCGGGCCAGCAGCGACCCGUCUGCACCGGAUAACGCAACCUUUUACUGGAUCAUAGGAUUACUGAUUUUUUUUUCUUUUUUUUUUAAAUAAUUUUCUUCCAAGCAGGAUUCUCCAAUCGCUCCACGUUUCCGCGGGGAUCUGCGUGAUCCUCCCCUCGCGCCACCGCGGACCCCCCCAUACCGGCUUCCCGGGAUCAGGACCCGCAGACUGACGGUUGCCUAAAAUAGACCCGGCCAGGCAUCACUGUAAAGUUCAAACAACUUUCAGGAUAAAGGUCAGGAUUCGGUGCCCUCGUCGGACAUUAGAGAACAUCCUAAUAGAUGCACAUUUUGUCCUUUUAUACGCGCGUGUGUGUGUAAUUACUACGGGGAGGGCUCUGCUAGAUUUCAGCCUCUAAUUAGAGAAUUCAACUAUCAGAGCAGAGUUGAUAGAGACCCCGGCUCCGGGGAGAGUUCAGAUCCUCAUCAAAGAUCAAAUGUGACUAAACAAAGUUCUACUCCUGAUCCUGAGGAUGCCACCGUGGGAGUCUUUUCACGGAAGGGAGACUGGGGACUGAAAGCGGGAUAUCUGCGUCUCUAAUCGGUCACGGAGGCAGAGGGAGGGAGGACGACCAGCCCCUUUCUUUAUUUCUCUUCUGGAGUGGCCCAAAAAUAUUUUUUUGCGUGCCCCUUGGACUCCUGCACAAUGAGGAUUAUGCUUCAAGUUAUUCUAGGAAUGUUUCAAUUCCUGCUGCUCUCCAGAAUACCCACGUCCCACGCCAAGCUUGCUCACUGGCGACCGUCAGACUCCCCCAAAUCCCGGGAAGGCCGUGAGGUGCGGCGGUGGCUGGAGGUUUACUCGCGGAGCGGCUGCGAGCCUCGGGACACUCUGGUGGAGGUGUGGCGGGAGCUGCCGGGCGAGACUCAUCAUCUGUUCGUCCCGUCCUGCGUGUCGGUGAGGCGGUGCGGCGGCUGCUGUGCUGACGAGGCCUUGGAGUGUGUCCCGUCGCUCACUCACACGCUCACCAUGGAGCUGAUGAGAACGUCCUUCAUGAAGCACGAGCUCAUCGAGCUGCCCUUCAUCGAGCACAGCCAGUGUGAGUGCAGAUUAAAAGAGCGAUCCGAGCCAACACCUACAGCAAGACCUGAUCGUCUUCCUGCCAGAAAAGACAAGAAAAAAGAGCGGAGGAAGUCACGACAGAAGACAGCUGAAGACGUCAGAGCUUCGACCCGAAAUUCAGCGACUCCUCCAGCCACGUCCUCUCCUCUUCCCCCGUCACCUCCUCCCACCAGCGUCUCUCCCGCUCCGACUCCCCGCUGCCGGCCCUGCAGAGGGAGGAAGUGGGCGCUGGACGCAGCGUCGUGUCAGUGCCGCUGCACCAUCAGAGCCGAGAGCUGCAGCCGGAGAGGCCGGAGACUCAAUCCCCGUCGCUGCAAGUGUGAUGCCAUGAGGACCUGAUGUGUUCACCCACUUUCUCUUCACCUCCUCCUCUCCACAAAAGCUCCGUCAAUUCAUCGCCCACUCUCAGCAGCAGCAGAGCCAUGGACCACAAGGACACCUCAAAAUCCAUCACCUCCAUCUGAAGGAAAUAUCGCAGGCAGGAGACGGCGUGGAGGAGCUGAAAUCAGAGCAACAAAUCAACCCCGGAUCUGAACGUGUGCCGACGUCUUUCCACCUCCUCGCUUCUGAGUCAACGUGUUCAGACACGCAGCAUCGCCACAACACAUCCAGCGAGGGGAGAGUGGAAGCGGCGAGUGAGAGUCUGAGCCUGCAGGUUUUGGACGGCUCUUCCCUCAGCCGCAGCCAGACUUUUGUACUGUGAAACACUAUCAUCAUAUAAAAAGGAUGCGGUGAAGACGGGUGGUUUCAGACAGACGUCCACGUGUUGAAGCUCCAGUGGAAGUUGUGAGUAUUUGCUCAGCGCACGCAGACAGAUUCCAGGGUCAAGUCAAGGUCAAUGUUUGUGGAGAGGAUUAAAAAAAAAAAAAAAAAAAAAAAAAAAA
This is a messenger RNA of Salarias fasciatus (jewelled blenny), 2113 nucleotides long. RefSeq names its product vascular endothelial growth factor Ba (gene vegfba). Gene Ontology annotation, molecular function: vascular endothelial growth factor receptor binding; growth factor activity; chemoattractant activity. The transcript has 8 exons. Gene Ontology annotation, biological process: sprouting angiogenesis; positive regulation of angiogenesis; positive regulation of protein phosphorylation. The coding region runs from base 816 to 1568 and encodes 250 amino acids. The record is from RefSeq and is a predicted model, not a curated record. NCBI's taxonomy places the organism in Eukaryota, Metazoa, Chordata, Actinopteri, Blenniiformes, Blenniidae. Gene Ontology annotation, cellular component: membrane.